GUGUGAACGGUUGUUUGUUUUCUGCAGUGCACUAUGUAUGCUGAAAAUUGUUUGAGAUGAUGGAGAGCGACUGGGCGCGGUCGGAGGCGAGUUUUAUAGCGCAAAUCUUCUCAACCCGCUGCUCGGCCAGAAGGAGACAGGCGUACGUCCCGCUCGUCCCAGAGGAUUUCUCGGCGAGCAACUUGUCCCUGCUGGUCAUGGAAGGCUCUGUUGACAGCGAGCAACUUCAAUACAAGGUAUCCUCGCCCCCCGGGCUGGAUCAACCAUCAUAG
Messenger RNA from Puccinia graminis f. sp. tritici CRL 75-36-700-3, 272 nucleotides. RefSeq lists its product as uncharacterized. The transcript has 2 exons. The coding region runs from base 57 to 272 and encodes 71 amino acids. The record is from RefSeq and is a predicted model, not a curated record. NCBI's taxonomy places the organism in Eukaryota, Fungi, Basidiomycota, Pucciniomycetes, Pucciniales, Pucciniaceae.